Molecule: messenger RNA, 1980 nt
Organism: Exserohilum turcica Et28A
Lineage: Eukaryota; Fungi; Ascomycota; Dothideomycetes; Pleosporales; Pleosporaceae
Exons: 1
Coding region: 1-1980 (659 amino acids)
Molecular function (GO): protein binding
Source: RefSeq, a predicted model, not a curated record
AUGGCGGACACAUCCCAGGAAGAAAACACCAUCUAUCUCACUGAGCAAGAGGCGGAGCGCAUCAAGACCACUGUCGAAGAGCGAUUGAAAAGGUGCACCGAGCAAAAUGGCAACGCAAGAACACCGAGAGACAAAACCGCAGCACACCAAGCUGCCACUGGCGCUGCCCUCAUGGCCGACAUGGGCGGUGCACAGGACCCAGAUCUGUUGCAAACCCAAGGGAAGACAGCAAACACGAUCCCAGCCAUCGGAGUCGGACAACCAUAUCCCCCAUGUACGACUCCGUUGUCGCAGCUCGAGCCCAUGAAGAUGGGUGAUCUGAAAAUGGAAACACAUCACCGCGGCCGCAAGCUCGUCAUCAAGCGCGAAAGCCCAGUAGUCACGCUCGUAGCCAGAUCGUGGACCAUGGUGCAAGACGAAGACAGUACCGAUGCAGAGCGAUUAGAAAUGCUGCUGCACAAGACGAGACACGGCGAGGAGAUUCUGGAAUCAAGCAAACUGUUCAUCAUCAAGGAGCCGUACUUUACUCUUACAGACCAGGGCGAGCCUACACUUCGCAUCGAUCACCCCUCGGAUCUCGUGGUUUGCCACGACGACAUCCAGAAUCCCAAGCACUUCGAUGACGCGGAAAAGGCCGAAAAAGCCGCUACUAGAUUCAAGACUCAGGGCAACACUGCGCUCAAGCAGCAGGAUCUCCCGCUAGCCCAUGAGAAAUACACUGCGGGACUGGGAAUCGCACAACAAGACAUUGUAGUAGCAAGCAAUCCCGAUCUCGCACGCGACAUCUUCCGCAACCGCGCCUACGUGAACCUGCUACUGGGUCGGCUCGACGAAGUCAAGGCCGACGCCAAAGCCUCACUUACAGGGCGGGAUGAUCAGAAAUCCAAGGACCUCGACAGCAAAGCCUACUACCGCGCCGGCUGCGCCGCAUACAACCAAGGGCAAUGGCACGAAGCCCAAGCCCUCUUCCAGUCGCAGCAAGCCCUCACGCCCGACGACAAGGACGCAAAGACGCAACUCAAGAAACUCGAAGCGCGCCUCCGAGAACAGGAAUCCGCAGCCUACGACUUCAGCAAACUCCGCGCUACCCUCUCCAAAGCCCGCCCCCGCCUCGACGCCGCUACCUACACCAAAAACACCACCGUUAAAGACAGUCCGGGUAAGGGCCGCGGCCUCUAUACCACACGCGACAUGGCCGCGGGGGAGCUGCUCCUCUGCGAAAAAGCCUUCACCGUCGCGUGGGCCCACGAACCCGACGCCAGCCUAACCGCCAUGACCUACGACACGCGGGACUCUCAGAUCCGGUUGUCGCCCGUCGGUCUGUGCAAAGCCGUAGUCGAGAAAUGCGUCAACGAGCCGUCGAAAACAGAAGCCCUGAUGCAGCUUUUCGGCGACUACACGGGGGAUGGGAACAAUGUCUUUGUAGAUGGCGAGCAUGGCGCUGCCCUCGUCGAUGUCUUCCGCGUCCACGAUAUAGUGGCGCGCAAUGCGUUUAGCGCGGGCACGCCGUUUGGCGCGAAGAGCGCGAGUACAGGACUGUGGACGCACGCUGCGUAUAUCAAUCACUCGUGCGUGCCGAAUGCAGACAAGGAGUUCAUCGGCGACAUGCUGGUUGUGCGCGCCACGCAAGCGAUCCCCGCCGGGCAGGAAAUCCUCUUCGCGUACCACGCUGCGCUGGAUUAUGAUGCGCGCCAGGCGUUUCUGCACAAGACGUGGGGGUUCAAGUGUGCGUGUAAACUGUGUGAGGCCGAGGAGCAGGAUGGCAAGGAAGUUAGGGAUAAGCGGAUGGAACUGGUCGGGGAGGCGGAUGCGUUUUUGGAGAAGACGCCGUGGGCUGGGGCGAAGCGGUUGGCGUUGCGGAAGGCGCAGAAUUUGGUGCGUGGGAUUGAGGGCACGUAUGAGGGAGAGCGGUGGGAGGCGCUGCCGAAGAAUCAUGCGGAGGCGCUGAAGGCGUGGCUGGCGAGAGCUAGUCCUAGGUAA